Aphanomyces astaci is the source of this 7591-nucleotide messenger RNA. RefSeq lists its product as hypothetical. The record is from RefSeq and is a predicted model, not a curated record. Gene Ontology annotation, cellular component: nucleus; cytosol. The transcript is spliced from 3 exons. Gene Ontology annotation, molecular function: cysteine-type endopeptidase activity; cysteine-type deubiquitinase activity; zinc ion binding. Bases 39 to 7523 code for a protein of 2494 amino acids. Gene Ontology annotation, biological process: protein deubiquitination. NCBI's taxonomy places the organism in Eukaryota, Oomycota, Saprolegniomycetes, Saprolegniales, Verrucalvaceae.
CUGGGCACCGUUCUGCGGCAACGAGACACCGCACUGUGAUGGCGAUCGUUGAAUUAUGGAGCGCGUACACCGACGACGCUGCGACAGCUGGACGGCCUCCCCCGAGCCAAGAAGGUCUGAGGGACGUUGGGCUACUGCUCGCCACGCAAGACCUGUCCCCCGACAUUCAUGCCAAACGGAUCGUCGACGCCGUCACGCACCUCUAUGAUACCGUCAAGCAGCAGCAAACCAAUGGUACAUCCCUCGUUCUCUUCCUGGACCUGGUACGGUAUGCAUUCGAAGGUCUGAAGGUGACGAAACAGUUCGCUGCCCUCGACACCACAUGCCACCAGCUCUUGCCAGUUCUAUUGUCGUUGAUCGACGCGCUUUUCCGCGCCAAACCGCCUGUCUCUGAUGCAACUCUACCCGCCGCCGUCCUGACCUUUGUCAUGGACGUGCUCGUGGGCUACCAGCACUCGUCUGCCUUGUACGUAGCUGGCGGCAACCGCUUGCUGGCGCAUUUCGAGACCAUCCAGCAGUGGUUGCACUCUCCCGAUCACGUCGUCGAUCUAUCGGGGAUUGGUCGCACACUGGUUCUCACCGUGUGUUGUCUGGCCCGCCUCCAUCCCGGGUGCAGAGACCUGAACGCUGCCUUCUCGACGAACUUGCUUGCAAACUUUGGGGUCACUGUGCCCGCGGCAACCGACCUCGACGCCGCCCUCCGUCAUACGUCCUGGCUUCCCCCGUCCGAAGCCAUUCGGAGCGACUCGAUCCCCACCGUUGAAGGCCUCUGGACACUUGAUGAAAACGUCCUCGCCGACGCCACGCCCCGCAGCGGGAACCGCAACGCUGGCUCCGUCGUCCUUCGCCACGUCAGUGCCUGCCAUGGCGUGGCCUUCUCUGCGACGAUGCACGAACCGUACGACUAUGACAAGAUCCUCAUCGAUCUCUCGGGUGACGUCGUCACAGAAUUGGUCGAGUCGUCGUCGUCGUCCCAUGAUCUUCCGCACCAGAUCUCGUUGCAAGGCCAGUGGCAGCACGUGUUGGAUGCAACCGCGCCCAAUUCCAUGCAAACGCUAUCACAGGAAUGGACGUGCCCCGUGUGUACCGUGGCCAACGCCGCCGGCGCCCGCGUGUGCUCGACGUGCGCCGCGCCCGCCCCCACCGUUGACACAACCCACGUGUCCGCCCACCGAAGCAACCCCGCGCCCUUUGCCGCCACAAUCGGCCCCGCCGCCGUCACCGACGCGUUCAUGGAUGUCCGCUGGAGUCGCGGUGAUCAGCACGGCAGGUGGCUGGCGCGGCGCCAACGCCAGCCGACCGCUUUCGAGUUGACCGCGACGACGGAUGUCCGGGCUGCGGUGUACACUCCCCGAGGCCGCGCGGCCGACUGUCUCGUGGUGGAAACCCUGAGCAACGUUGCCAGCAACUGCUCGACCUCGACCGUCGAGUUCUGGAGUACGCAGUGGCGACGAGAUCCGUCCCAGUCGCAAGUCCUUGUAGCGAAUGGCGAGUUUUCCGUGAGCAUCAACCAGCAUGGCCACUUGGUGUGGCAGGUAGGGGCGUCGACGGAGCUGGUGGUGCCCCCCGACUGUCUGCCGCCGUCCGCCGCCUCGUCGUUUGUCCAUGUGGCGCUAGUGUGGGACGUGACGGUACUGAGUCUGGUGCUGAAUGGGCGCGUGGUGUGCCAAGCCCCCCGUCCGACGGAAGAACAAACCGGCCAGCGAAAGGUGCUGGUGCUCGGGGGAGCCCCCACGGACCUCGCGUUGCUGCCCCUGGGAUUGUUGGAUCUACCUCGGGGGGUGUACGGCGUCGAUCGGUGCUUUGACGGCAGCCUCGUCGAGGUCCGGCUGUGGUCAGUUGCGGUAUCCGUCGAUGUUGUAGCUCACCGCUCCCGCCACACUUUACACGGGGACGAAGAGGGUUUAGUCGCAUACUUUCCCCUGGUUGGGGGGGUGCUGUAUCGAGACGCCAGUCGGCACGGCCACCACCAUGCCACCUGGUUCAACGAGUACCACCGCAUCGCAUGUCCGUCUUGGUCGUGCCCCGUGUCGCAGGUAGAGCUCGGACGACUACCCGUGGUCGGCCAUCGAUGGCAGUCCCAGCAUGGGCUGAGUUUCUUUGGCCAUAUCUCCAAGAACGACCACCAUGUUGGGCUGCUGCGAUUGGCGAGCGGGUCGGCUGUGUGGACGGACGAGUCGGUAAACCUGUCCCAACAUGUGGGGUUCUACACGGAAAUGGAGCUGGCCAUGCCCGAGCCUUCGUCCGUGUGUGUAGCCUGGAGCGACGUGUCGUUCUGGGACUUGUCGCCGCUGAUCCAUGAAGCGUCCGCCCUGGACGCGACCGCCGCGCACGACGGCCGAUCCCCGCGGCGGGCUCUGUUUGUGCAGGUGACUACGAACGCCCCCAACGACGACGCCAGUGUCAGUGUGUUUGUGUGGGCGGACCAGACCGCGCACUGUUUGAGUGUCGUGCACACGACUGCGUCGAGUUUCUCAGCCACUACGCUUGGCAUUCGAUACGAUGGCGCGGUGCUGUCCGUGUACGUGGGCAACCGCCUGCUGAGUGUGCUGUCGCUGGACCUGGGCGCGGCGCUCGCGUCCGCCUUGCAGCGCGUCCGCGUCGGCGUCGUGAGUCCGCUGCGCCUAAACUCUUCUGUUCAACUUGCCAAAUGGACGUUUGAAACGACCCCCGCCGCCGUCGACAUACCCAACAACGUGCCGGCGGUCCGUCGCGUGUACGGCCUCGACGCUGUCCCGCCGACGACAUCAUCUCGUCCGGAUGCUGCCGCCGCCGCGGACGACGGAGGGGUGAGCUGCACCAAACACCGGACGGAUGGCAGCGCGAUCGUCCAGGAGCUGUACAUGUGCCAGACAUGCGACUCAAACCUCGUCUUCUGCGCUCCGUGUGCGACAGUGUGCCACCACGGCCACGAAUUAGUGUGGAUGGGCAAGGUCAGCGGGGCCUGCGGGUGUCACACCCGAGGAGUCGAGUCGUGCAUGUGCUUUGGCCAGCCAGCCAUCCAGGCAAACGAGACGCCGCAGUUCAGCCUGUGGCGCUGUGUCCAGUGCACUGUCGUGAACGCCAUAACCGUAUCGCAGUGCGCCGUGUGCGCGAGCAAGUCGCCGCUCCCGUCCGCCGCCCCUGCGACCCCCGUCCUCUCCACGGGACUGUUUGAAGUGCCCGCCGCCGAGUGGUCGUGUCCCGCAUGUACGAUGCUCAACGACGCCUUGUCGGCCAAGUGUACAAUCUGUGACACGGGUCGUCCGGAUAGUAAUACUAGUAGUACGACGCAAAACGACGGCAUCCUGAGUCUGUACCACGCGGCGGCCGAAGUGACGGGGCCGUGGUGGGUAUGCAAUGCAUGCACCAUGCAAAACGACUCAUCCGACGUCAAGUGCGGAAUCUGCGGGACGCUAAAGCCGCUGCCGUUGGCCAUGCCCGUCGCGACCCCAGUACCCGACACGGCGACUCCGCUUUUGUCCGUGCCAGAACACGCGCCAACUCUGUCGCAGUGGCUCGCCAAGAAACACUCGAUCUUGGAGCAAAAGCGUAUCCAACAUGAGAGUACUUUGCCUGCACUUGUGACAGCGUUGGCCCACCAGGACGAAGUGUGGGAAACCACCCAAGGCCUGUUGACCGUCAAGUACGCCGACACUUUUGUAGGGGAUAUCGUACACGGCGAGUACACCGACACAAAGAAUUCGGAUGGCGGGCUCUGUGGAGUGCUCAAGACAUCACUGGACAUCCAUCAUCCUCGCCUGGAACUGCGCGCCAAGUACAAGCCCAACGCGGCCGCGCAAGACAAUUCGUGCUUGUUAAUAUGGCCAUCACGUCAGUUGUUUGACGGGUACUGGUAUCGGGGGGACGGUUCGGGUGCGUGGAAGUGCACGUACUCGCCACUGACGACCGAAGUCCGGGGGCUAGAAGCAGCUGCCGACUUGUCGUCGUCGGCACUCGUGCCGUUCUACUCGGGGCUUGCGAACAUGACGCAAGGCCUGACGAACGUGUGCUACCAGAAUAGCUUUGUGCAGAUUCUGUUCAUGACCCAGGCCUUGCGCGACGCCAUCUUGGCGUGUCCGUCGCCAAACCCGACGCUGGCCACGGUCCAGCACUUGUUUGCGCGGAUGCUGCAGUCGCGGGCGCCUUGCUUGGCUACCCACGACCUUCAAGCGGUUCUUCCGCCGACGUUCCAGGCCGGGCGGCAGCAGGACGUGUGUGAUUUUGCGCACUUUUUGAUGGAGAGUAUUUCCACGGGGUUUGAGGACGCGAUUCACGAGCUCGUGGGCGGUACCACGGCCACGAUCGUCGCGUGCAAGUCGUCCGACUGUGGCCACGUCAGCGUCACCCGCGAGUACUUCUGGGAGCUACUGCUUAACAUGGUGGACCUGCGGUACACGCCCAUCACGAGCAUCCGCGCCGUCCACGGCACGACGCUGCGCAUCCCCACGCCAGCUCGAUACGAUCGGCUCAACUACGACCUCAACAAAGACCGCACGGGCGCGCCAUAUGUAUUUUUAUGUGUCCAACGGGAUGCCUCCAAUGCGUUGCCGAUCACGGACAUACUAAUCAAGGUAUGUGACGCCGGCGAGCCCAAGCCUACACUAAGUGGGUACAACCGGGUCGAGCUCGACCUGAACAUGGGGACGAGUACUAGUACUAGUAGUACUACUAGUCCGAGCCAUCGAACGGAUGGCGGGUCUUUGAAGAAAGCCAGUACGUCGACGGGUGUGGCCACGACGGAAUCGUGUUUGAGUGGAAAUGGAAAUGGCAAGAAGCAGAUUUACUUGUUUUACGGGAGCGAUCCCCACGGCUCACCCGUCACCGACUUGACGGUGAUCUACAACCAGGACGCCGUGCCCGAUGGCUUUAAAGUGAUUCGCGUGGAUUUGAACCAAGGAGAAGGCGCCAAGGUGUUUCUGUGCUAUCGAUGCGAUAUGCCUGUCACCGACAUCAAGCUCGUGUCCCAGGGACUUCCACGCUAUAAACUCAUUGACCGACCCCUUCAACUCGGUCGUCCGGAGGGACAGGGGGGGGUGCCGCAGCAGUAUAUUGCGCACACGGACGGCGGCAGCGGGCCGUGCAUCACGGGCCUCCGACUCGUGCCAGCGGACCAAGUUGCGUCGCUGGAAGCGGCGGCGUGGGAAGAUUUGCACCUCGCCACCAACGAUCAUCCUCCUCCUUCUUCGAACCAUCCCCCACUUGACCAUUUGAUGGUUCAGCGGGGUCAUGGUAACCCGCUGUACGCGAUCGAAGUGUUUCGAAGUCCCCGGAUGGUGCCCAAGUACAGCGACUACGAGACCAUCUCGGUGGUGACCCCUCCGCCAGUGGAGGAGCUGACGCCGGAUCUGCUGCUUGGCGACUGGUUCGGCGGCGACGACAUCGACCGGUCCUUCCGCGCCGUCCAGUUCACGCACACGGCGCCCAACCUGAGCCCGACGUGGACCGUGUCGGGUGUGUUUGGCAAGCACAACGGCCGACUCACGGGGGUGCUGCAGUCGUUUCAUACACUGUCGCAUGUUUUGUGGGGAUCAUGGACAGACUCGACGACCAAGUGGCCGCAGUUGGUGCAUAUCGUGUUCCGAUUUGAUGCGUCGGCGGUGCCGCCCAUCGUCGUCGUGGACGGCGUGGUCGGCGACGGCAAGGCCAAACUGGUCAACUUCCGCGCGACCCAAGCCACCAACGUCGUGGUGCCGGCGCUAAGUCCGAUCACAGAGCUCCUGGUCGCCCGAGGCAGCGAUCUCCCCCUGGCGACGGGGGCGGGCACGUCGGUGCUGUGCGGUCUCCACGGCGACUUGUUUCUGCUCGUCCGGCGGGACCCACAUGAGGCGCCAGUCAAGGAAGUGUGCGUCGUCUACGGAGGCAUCGACCCCAUCCCAGACGGCUAUGUCUGUGUAGACACGACCGUAUCGGGGGCGACUGCCAACCUCAACACGACAUCCACCACCGACGUGAGUAUCUUCAUCUGCUUCAAGCGGGACUCGCUGCCGACGACACUGGGCGUGACGGACGUUGUCGUCGUGACCUCCAAUGUCCCCGUCGGCUACACCAAGCUCCAGCAUACCCCCCUUGGCAUGGACGCAUCGUUAGUGCAAGGCCAGUCCAUCUACAUCGCGAUCAAGCGAGUGGAAGCCGACGCGGCGGCGCUGACGUCCGUGGUCGUAGAGCACGCUCUCAACGGCCAGUACGACACGUCACUGUGGGGCCGCUUGCAGUUGACCGUGCUGGAGAGCGUCCAGUCGAGUGAGUUGAUGGGCUCGUUUAGCGUCACAUCGUCUUUGUCGUCGUCGUCGUCGCCGCCGGGCAUCUUGCGCGGGAUUGCGUACCCCAAAUCGACCAACAACAAGAAUACGAUCAAGUGCGUGGGGCUGUGGGAACCGGCGGGCGGACAGACGCUGGCGUCGUACAAUGCAUCGAUCGGAGUGUCGAGUGGCGUGGGGCCGUUCGAGUUUGAGUUUGCCUUGCAAGACGACAAGAACAUUUGCAUUCCAGUGGCCGACGGAUGGUGGAGCCGCGGCGGCAAUGGCGAUGGCGGCGGUCCGUGGCGACUGGUGCAAGACUGCUACGUCCAGCUGGCGUACAAGAAGGAUUAUGGCAGCGAGUGGGCCCACGGGCACGUGACUUCGUCCGAGCGCGUGUCCAGGCACUCGGUCGCGUCCAUGCUGCAUCGGUUCGGGUCGGUCAAGACGCUCGGCGGCGACUUCACAUGCAGCGGGUGCCACCGGCGCACAGAGUCGCGUGUGCACUCUGUGGUUGUGACGCCCCCCGCGCACUUGAUUUUGACGUUCAAGCGCAUGUACUACGACUGGAAGGCCCAGAAAACAUGCAAAAGUCUGCAUGAUGUGUCGUUCCCGGCGGUGCUGACGCUGCCGGCGCUCAGUCCGGCGGACGCGGCGACGUUGGCAGUCGACGACGACACAACGCCAGAGGGGCGGCGGACGUACGGUCUGUACGGCGUGCUCGUGCACAGCGGCCUCUCUGCCAACUCGGGGCACUACUACAGCUUUGGGCGGUCGAGUGCGUCCAACCAGCUGCACUUGGAGGACGACCCUACCGCCCCGUGGAUCCAGUUCAAUGACUCGCAUGUGCGACCGACCACAUGGAACGAUUUGCACGCGACCAUCGAAAGCUCCGUAUCCGACUCAGUCUACUUGCUCUUUUACAAGCGACUGGAGCAUGUUGUGAUGCUGCAUGAUGAGUACCAUCAUCUGUCGGCGUCAUCGCAUGAAGACAAGGAAGAAGAUAAACUGGACGAAGAAGCCAUGCUGCUUGCUAAAGCGAUGGCCUUGUCCAUGUCGACCCAAGACACGAGUCCUAGUAGUAUGACUAGUAGUACUAGUAGUCCCCCCCACGCCCCGUAUGCCCCGCAAACCAUGGCCCUGUUGGACGAGGUUGAGCGGGAGCAUGCGACGUUUUUGCUCGACACGGCGACUCGUCGACGAGGUCCUGUGACACUGUCAGACUGGCACUUGUGGCUGCAAUCCCAUCAUCGCAUCGACGAUCCGUUGUGGGCCAAGCUGAGUCCCCUCUUGCAAAAGGCAUGAGCCUAACGUUAUCGCAGAUCCAAAUAAUAUCAUCUCCAGUACAUUAAUACAAGACGACAACUUUCUUG